GCCCACUGGGCGAGCUUCUAGUCGACGAUUGAAGGACGCGACUGUUCCUUAAGGGCUUCCGCUCCAUGGGUUCGGUUGUGACUAGGAAGGAACUAGUGGACUAGAGCCAGGGUAAGGGGUUUUGCUAGAAGCUGGUCUUCCGCUAGGUCUAGAGUUUCCUUGCGGUAACAGACUCCGUGGCCUCCGGAGGACCAUGUCAUUAGACUUUGGCAGUGUGGCGCUACCGGCACAAAAUGAAGAUGAGGAAUAUGACAAAGAGGACUAUGAAAGAGAAAAGGAGUUGCAGCAGUUACUCACAGAUCUUCCCCAUGACAUGCUGGAUGACGACCUCUCCUCUCCUGAGCUCCGUUAUUCGGACUGCAGUGAGGAUGGCACGGACAGAGAACCUCAUCAUCCUGAGCAAUUAGAGAUGAACUGGAAUGUGCAAGUGCUGCCCAAAUCUCAAGGUAUAAAUGACUAUAAUGAAAUUCAGAAUUUAUAUGCUGGAGAAAAAUGUGGGAAUGUCUGGGAAGAAAACAGAAGUAAAACUGAAGACCGAUACCCUGUGUACCACCCUGAAGAAGGUGGAGAUGAAGGCGGAAGUGGUUAUAGUCCUCCAAGUAAAUGUGAACAGACUGAUUUAUAUCACCUCCCUGAAAACUUUAGGCCAUAUACCAAUGGUCAGAAACAGGAAUUUAAUAACCAACCAACCAAUAUAAUUAAAUUUUCAGAUCCUCAGUGGAACCAUUUUCAGGUUCCCAGUUGUCAAGGUUUAGAACCAUAUAAUAAAGUGAUAUAUAAGCCGUAUCAGUCUUCUGUCCCAAACAAUGGCUCACCAGCCCCAGAGAUAACAGGAAGUGACACAUUUGAAGGCCUGCAACAACAAUUUUUAGGAGCUAAUGAGAGUAGGUAUCAAGUUUAUAUUUAUUUUUUAAUACCACAUAAUUGGGGAAAUUUGAACAGUGAAUAUUUGAGCACAUUCAAGCAUUAUUAUAUCUUGAGUAUGACAAUAGAAUUGUGCUUGAUAUUUCAAAGAGCCUUAUUUUUAGAGAUAUAUACUAAGAGUAUUUAUGCAAAAACUGACAUGAAGUCUAGGAGCUACUUUAUGAAGUAUUCCAACUUUCAGAGUGAUUUGUACUUAGUUUUCACUGUAACGUUUUCUGGGGCUACAAAUUACCAUAAAUGUUUUAAUCCAAAUAAGACGAUCGUGACAUUGGGGUCCCUCUACAGUAACAUUUAUAUAAAUAUUUUUAAUACCAUAGAUGAAAAGGAUGGUUUGACUCUCAGCCUUCGAGAAUCACAGAAACUCUUUCAGGAUGGAAAAGAAAGAGAGAUACAGCUUGAAGCUCAAAUCAAAGCAAUGGAGACUCAAAUACAAGCAUUAAAAGUCAAUGAAGAACAGAUGAUCAAGAAGUCCAGAACAACUGAAAUGGCUCUGGAAAGCUUGAAGCAGCAGCUGGUGGACCUGCAUCAUUCUGAAUCACUUCAACGAGCUAGAGAACAGCAUGAGAGCAUUGUCCUGGGCCUCACAAAGAAGUACGAAGAGCAAGUAUUGUCCUUACAAAAGAAUUUGGAUGCCACAGUUGCCACACUUAAAGAGCAGGAAGACAUUUGCUCUCAUUUGAAAGAUCAUGUGAAACAACUGGAAAGGAAUCAAGAAGCAAUCAAGUUAGAAAAGACUGAGAUCAUUAAUAGGUUGACAAGAAGUCUAGAGGAGAGUCAACAGCAGUGUGCCCAUUUGUUGCAGUCUGGGUCAGUACAAGAGGCGGCUCAGCUGCAAUUCCAGCUGCAGCAAGCACAGAAGGCACAUGCUAUGGGUGAAAACAUGAACAAGGCUUUACAAGAAGAAUUAACGGAACUAAAAGAUGAAAUUUCUCUCUAUGAGUCUGCUGCAAAACUAGGAAUACAUCCAAGUGACUCAGAAGGAGAAUUAAAUAUAGAACUCACCGAAUCAUAUGUGAAUUUGGGUAUUAAAAAGGUCAACUGGAAAAAAUCCAAAGUUAACAGCAUUGUGCAACAAGAAUACCCAAAUGAAGAGCUUUCAAAAGAUGAGUUCAUUCUGAAGUUAAAGGCAGAAGUACAGCGUUUGCUGGGUAGCAACUCAAUGAAGCGUCGUCUGGUGACUCAGUUACAAAAUGAUCUCAAAGACUGUCAGAAGAAAAUUGAAGAUCUCCAACAAGUGAAGAAGGAUGAAAAAAGCAUCGAGGCUGAGACUAAAACAGAUACCUCAGAAAAACCAACGAAUCAAUUAUGGCCUGAAUCUUCUACUCCUAAUACUGUCAGAGAUGAUAUUCUGCUGCUUAAAAAUGAAAUUCAAGUUUUACAACAACAAAAUCAGGAACUUAAAGAAACUGAAGAAAAACUGAGAAAUACAAAUCAAGACUUAUGUAAUCAAAUGAGACAAAUGGUACAAGAUUUUGACCAUGAUAAACAAGAAGCUGUGGAUAGGUGUGAGAGGACUUAUCAGCAGCACCAUGAAGCCAUGAAAACUCAAAUACGUGAAAGCCUAUUAGCAAAGCAUGCUUUGGAGAAGCAGCAACUCUUUGAGGUUUAUGAGAGAACUCACUUGCAACUGAGGUCUGAGUUGGAUAAGGUGAAUAAAGAGAUGACUGCUGUGCAGGAAUGUUACCUAGAAGUAUGCAGAGAGAAGGAUAACCUAGAAUCGACUCUCAGGAAAACCGUUGAAAAGGAGCAACGGGCUCAAGAGAAGAUCAAAGAAAAACUCACUCAACAGCUUGAAAAGGAGUGGCAGUCUAAGCUGGAUCAAACUAUAAAGGCAAUGAAAAAGAAGACCUCCGAUUGUGGCAGCCAAACUGACCAAGUAACCACCAGUGAUGUUAUUUCCAAGAAAGAGAUGGCAAUCAUGAUAGAGGAGCAGAAGCGUACGAUCCAGCAAAACUUAGAACAAGAGAAGGACACAGCCAUCAAGGAGGCUGUGAAGAAACUUGAAAUGGAAUUGGAACUAAAAUAUUGUGAAAAUAUUACCAAACAGGUAGAAAUAGCUGUGCAAAAUGCUCGUCAGCGAUGGCUGGGAGAACUACCUGAGCUUGCAGAGUAUCAAGCACUAGUGAGGGCAGAACACAAGAAGUGGGAAGAACAGCAUGAGAUUUCUGUGAACAAACGGAUAUUAUUUGCUGUUUCUGAAGCUAAAGAGAAAUGGAAAAGUGAGCUUGAAAAUAGGAAGAAAAAUAUACUUCCUGGAAAGGAAUUGGAAGAGAAGUUUCAUUCUCUUCAGAGGGAACUCAAGUUAAAGAACGAAGAAGUCCCCGUGGUCAUCAGGGCUGAGUUAGCUAAGGCUCGAAGUGAAUGGAACAAAGAAAAGCAAGAAGAAAUCCACAGAAUCCAAGAACAAAAUGAACAAGAUUACCGGCAAUUUUUAGAUGAUCACCGAAAUAAAAUUAAUGAGGUGCUUGCGGCAGCUAAAGAAGACUUUAUGAAACAAAAAACGGAACUACUUCUUCAGAAGGAGACAGAAUUACAAACAUGUCUAGACCAGAGUCGUAGAGAAUGGACUAUGCAGGAAGCCAAGCGGAUCCAACUGGAAAUCUGUCAGUAUGAGGAAGACAUCCUAACUGUACUUGAGUUUCUUUUAAGGGAUACCCAAAAGGAGCACGUCAAUGAUUCUGAGGACACGCAGCUUUUGGAAAUCCUGUCGACUUGUUCUUCGAAAUGGAUGUCUGUGCAGUAUUUUGAAAAACUAAAGGCCUGCAUACAGAAAGCAUUUCAAGGUACACUUUCUCUGCUUACAGAAAACAUCGACCCAGAAUGGGAAAAGAGAAAUAUGGCCGAGCUCGCUAAGGAUUCUGCCAGCCGGGGCACUGGCCAAGGAGACCCUGGACCUACUGCUGGACACCAUGCUCAGCCCUUGGCCUUACAACAAACAGAAGCAGAAGUUGAUAAGAAAAAGAUCCUUGAAAUUAAGGAUUUAUGCUGUGGACACUGCUUCCAAGAACUUGCAAAGGCAAAGCAGGAAUGUCAAGAUCUGAAAGGAAAACUGGAGAAAUGCUGUAGGCAUCUUCAGCAUUUAGAAAGGAAGCACAAAGCUGUAGUGGAAAAACUUGGAGAAGAGAAUAAUAAAGUUGUAGAAGAACUAAUAGAAGAAAACAAUGACAUGAAGAAUAAAUUGGAAGAACUGCGAACACUUUGUAAAACACCACCAAGGUCAUUGUCAGCAGGGGCCAUUGAAAAUGCUUGCCUGCCAUACAGUGGGGGAGCCUUGGAAGAACUUCGUGGGCAGUACAUUAAAGCUGUAAAAAAAAUUAAACGUGAUAUGCUUCGUUAUAUUCAGGAGAGUAAGGAACGUGCCGCAGAAAUGGUAAAAGCAGAGGUACUGCGAGAACGUCAAGAAACCGCCAGAAAGAUGCGCAAAUAUUAUUUGAUUUGCCUCCAACAGAUUUUGCAGGAUGAUGGAAAAGAAGGGGCUGAGAAAAAGAUUAUGAAUGCUGCUAGCAAACUUGCUACAAUGGCAAAAUUGCUGGAAACACCUAUUUCUAGUAAGUCCCACAGCAAAACUACACAGUCAGCUUUGCCCCUAACUUCAGAGAUGCUGAUUGGAGAUGAAAAAUCAAAAAGAAAUGAUGUGAAUCAGAAAAUACCAUGUUGUAAUGUAAGCAAAUCAAACAGUCUAAACACCAUCACAAGAAGUGUGUGCGAACAAGUUCCCAAGAGGAGGGCUGCUUGUAACUUACAAAGGCUGUUAGAGAACUCAGAGCAUGGGAGCAGAAAGCAUGUGGGAUCCAAAGAGUCACAUUCAGAAUUCCAGUUUGGGGACAGUACUUGCAAGCACCUAAACAGUUUGCCAAAGAAAGCUUCUCAUGAGUUUGUUCCUUGCGAAGGUGAAGGAGGCUUUGGUUUGCACAAGAAGAAAGACCUACUCACUGAUAAUGGUUCUGAAUCACUUCUGCAUUCAGCUGCAUACCCCUUUCUUGGAACGUUAGGAAAUAAACCCUCUCUUAGAUGUACCCCUAGUCCUUCUGAAUCAGGAUGCAUGAAUAUAAUCUUUCAUGAUCCUAAUGAAAGACUUGGUUUAAAAGUACGUAAAUGCAAUCUACCAAUGGAAAGUGAAAAUGUGGCAUCUGAGAAAAGUCAAGCUUUGGGUGUUCAGGAACCUCCAGUAAGAGAUGGAGGGGACCUUAGCGACAACUUGGACUGGCCUUCCAGCAGUGCAACUUUACCCUUUGACAGUCAUCAAGCGUCAUUUGUAUGUAGUAGGCCACAAGGAACUGAAUCUGUUAAUUCUAAACAAUUUUCACCAUCCAGUUGUCUUUCAGAUACAGAGAAUAGUAAUACGAUUUGUCAAACAAUGAAGUGUAAGCAUGAUCAAACUCCAUACCUGUCAGAAGAAACCAAGUAUUUGCGGCCAGGAGAGAUCAAUGUGACUCACCAACCUCUGGCUCAUCACAAGGCUAAUAUAUUAAAGUCAGAUUUCAAAAAACUGAGCAGUACAUUACCAUCUUCAGUGUGUCAGCAGCCUUCAAGAAAAUUAAUCAUUCCGCUAUCUAGCCAACAAGAUAGUGGCUUUGAUAGCCCAUUUGUUAAUCUAGACUAAUUGUGGUACAAUAUUUAAGAAGAAUCGUUAAUAUAUUAAAAAGUAAAUGGAAAGAGAAGACUUCAUACUGAAAAAAACAAUUGUGAGCCCUGCCUCUUUUGAGAUCUGUUAUACAAGUAAAGCAUUCUUCUAAAAUUACUUGAGAUAUUUAUGUUGCCUUAAUGUUCCAAAGGCCGGAUGGUGUAUGUAUAAUCUGCUUUUGUGGGAUGCAUUUUUGCUUGCUAAACCAUCUAUUUUUAUACUCAUAAACUGACUCACUCUGCAGUGUUAAAUUAUUUAAAUAAACUUGCAUGUGGUCUGUAGAA
Molecule: messenger RNA, 5832 nt
Organism: Cebus imitator (Panamanian white-faced capuchin)
Lineage: Eukaryota; Metazoa; Chordata; Mammalia; Primates; Cebidae
Gene: CEP152
Product: centrosomal protein 152
Exons: 27
Coding region: 194-5527 (1777 amino acids)
Biological process (GO): centriole replication
Cellular component (GO): centrosome
Source: RefSeq, a predicted model, not a curated record